This is a messenger RNA of Spinacia oleracea (spinach), 3067 nucleotides long. RefSeq names its product DNA replication licensing factor MCM6. The record is from RefSeq and is a predicted model, not a curated record. Gene Ontology annotation, molecular function: ATP binding; single-stranded DNA binding; single-stranded 3'-5' DNA helicase activity. Gene Ontology annotation, cellular component: MCM complex; nucleus. Lineage: Eukaryota; Viridiplantae; Streptophyta; Magnoliopsida; Caryophyllales; Amaranthaceae. Gene Ontology annotation, biological process: double-strand break repair via break-induced replication; DNA replication initiation; mitotic DNA replication. Bases 217 to 2721 code for a protein of 834 amino acids. The transcript has 18 exons.
CAGGACUCCAUCGAAGUGGCACACUACUACUACACUAGUAGCAACUGGCGGGAAAAAGCCUUAUACAUACACUCGUUUUCCCGCCAAUUCCUUACUUCUUUCAUUACUCCAUUUUCAGAAAGACCCUAAAACCCUCCCAACCCACAAACCGGCCGACCAGAGAGAGAAAGUGAGAGAAGUAAGCUUGCCAACAGUUCACGAUUUUCCGGCGAAACAAUGGACUACGGCGCUUUCUUCGUUGAUGAGACGGCCGCUCCGGUCGAAAAUGCCUUCCUCGAGUUCCUGAGAAGUUUCCGUACGGAUCCGAAUUCGCGGAAUACGUUUUAUGAAUCCGAGGUUACGAUCAUGGAGGAGUGUGAAUCGACCACUAUGUUUAUCGAUUUUUCUCAUGUCAUGCGGUUUGACGAUGUCCUUCAGAAGGCGGUUUCCGACGAGUAUUUGAGAUUUGAGCCCUACUUGAGGAACGCGUGUAAGAGGUUUGUGAUGGAGCGGAAACCCAAUAUUAUUGCGGAUGAUAACCCUAACAAGGACAUCAAUGUUGCUUUCUACAAUAUCCCUCUUGUCAAGCGACUAAGAGAGUUAAAUACUGCUGAAAUAGGCAGAUUAGUAUCUGUAACUGGAGUGGUCACUCGUACGAGUGAGGUUAGACCCGAGCUGCUCCAAGGUACUUUCAAGUGCUUGGAUUGCGGAACUGUUGUUAAGAAUGUUGAGCAGCAAUUUAAGUACACUGAGCCUACAAUAUGCAUAAAUGCAACCUGUGCAAACAGAACAAGAUGGGUGCUACUUAGACAAGACAGUAAAUUCACAGAUUGGCAAAGAGUUAGAAUGCAGGAAACCUCUAAAGAAAUUCCAGCGGGGUCUCUUCCAAGAUCGCUUGACAUCAUUCUCCGCCAUGAAAUUGUUGAACAGGCUAGAGCUGGUGACACGGUUAUAUUCACUGGAACUGUUGUCGUUAUACCGGACAUACUGGCUUUGACAUCUCCAGGGGAGAGAGCAGAGUGCCGUAGAGAUGGAUCUUCUCAACGUCAGGGUGCUGCUAGUGGUAAUGAAGGUGUCAGGGGUUUGAAAGCUUUGGGAGUGAGAGACCUCUCAUAUCGACUUGCCUUUAUUGCUAAUUCUGUCCAGAUUGCUGAUGGUAGAAGAGAUGUUGACAUCAGAAAUAGAAAGAAGGAUGGCGAUGAUGAUGAGAGUCAGCAAUUUGCGGCAGAGGAGCUAAAUGAGAUCCAAAGAAUGAGAAACACUCCUGAUUUUUUCAAUAAACUGGUUGAUAGUAUGGCUCCAACUGUAUUUGGUCACCAAGAUAUCAAGCGAGCUAUUCUUCUUAUGCUGUUAAGUGGUGUCCACAAACAAACCCUUGAAGGCAUUAACUUAAGAGGGGAUAUUAAUGUCUGCAUCGUAGGGGAUCCUAGCUGUGCAAAAUCUCAGUUUCUCAAGUAUACUGCUGGUCUUGUCCCUAGGUCAGUCUACACAUCAGGGAAAUCAUCCUCAGCUGCUGGUUUGACUGCUACUGUGGCUAAAGAACCAGAAACUGGAGAGUUCUGUAUUGAGGCCGGAGCAUUGAUGUUAGCCGAUAAUGGUAUCUGCUGUAUUGAUGAGUUUGACAAAAUGGAUGUUAGAGACCAGGUUGCUAUCCAUGAAGCUAUGGAGCAGCAGACUAUAAGUAUCACAAAAGCAGGAAUACAGGCUACAUUGAAUGCUAGAACGUCGAUUUUAGCUGCUGCCAAUCCUACUGGUGGGCGAUAUGACAAAACAAAACCUUUGAAGUACAACGUGGCUCUACCUCCAGCAAUUCUCUCAAGGUUCGAUCUGGUAUAUGUUAUGAUAGAUGAUCCAGACGAUCAAAUUGACUACCACAUUGCUCACCAUAUUGUGAGAGUGCAUCAAAGGCGUGAAGAAGCAUUAUCACCUACCUUUACCACUGCCCAGAUAAAACGUUAUAUUGCGUAUGCAAAAACAUUGAAACCUAAGUUAAGUUUGGAAGCAAGAAAAGUUUUAGUUUCCUCAUAUGUCACUCUUCGGAGAGGGGAUGCUGCUCCAGGUAGUAGAGUUGCUUACAGAAUGACUGUAAGACAGCUAGAGGCAUUGAUCAGGCUAUCAGAAGCCAUAGCACGAAGUCACUUGGAACUAGAGGUACUACCACGCCAUGUCACUAUUGCGGUUCGACUUCUGAAGACAUCAGUUAUUAGUGUGGAAUCAAGCGAAAUUGACCUGUCCGAGUUUAACGAAGAAAGUAAUGAGGGCGGAACAGGUGCAGGUGCAGGUGCAGGUGCUUCUGAGGGUGAUGCUCAGCCUAGUCCUGCAGGGGAACCAGCUGCAACUAAUACAGAAAAUGAUGGCGGUUCUAAAGCUCAGGAACAGAAUUUGGUGAUAACAGACGAACAUUUUGACAGAGUGACUUAUGCUCUUGUCAUGAGGCUUCGGCAGCUUGAAGAGACUGCAGAACAAGAAGGGAAAGGUCUGCUUGGGACGAGACAGAAAGAUUUGAUUCAGUGGUAUGUGGCACAACAAAAUGAGAAAAAUAGCUACAGCUCUAUGGAGGAAGCUCGUAACGAUGUCAGAAUAGUCAGAGCUAUUAUUCAGAAAUUGAUUAAAGACGGGAAUCUGAUCGUUGUGGAUGAUGCUGCGCAAACAGCUGCUGGAGGUGAAGAUACUGUGCCUGAACCUUCAGUAUCUAAAGAUGACAGGAUAUUGGCUGUUGCUCCUAAUUAUUUCAUUGAGUGAAUUGUUGUAAUGUGGGUGUAACUUAAUCAUGUCGUUAAUUCAAAGUUUAGGGUGUACAGAAGCCUGAGUUUCUAAGAGAAAUCGUGCAUGGAAAUUAUCAUCUUGGCAAACUAUACAGCUUCACCCCCAUAUGUAGAGCAAAAUGUACAACUGAUGUUCCCUGCUUGCCUCUUGAGCAAAUCUUGUACCAUCAGGAGGGUAUUUCGGGUUAGGAGAUUAGAAAAUCAUGGUUCGGUAUUACGAGUAUUUGAUUGGAAUGACAUCUUUUUUUGUUCUUAUUUUAUCCCCCAGCUUUUCAUUAGUCUUAAUCAGAAACUGAUUACUAAAUUUAAGAUCCAUUUGUCUA